AUGGCAGAGAAGGAAAAUUUAUCAAAUAGUCUGGAAAGCGAAGAGAGCGCGUCCUUGAAGAACAGUAAGAACAUAUAUUUACAAUUCUGGCAUAAACAACGGAAAAUACUUGUUAGAAGUAUUUUAUUCAUUUUUGCUUCUGUAUUUCUCAUCACUUUAUAUUCAUCUAAAUCAGUUCUUUUCAAUGAAAAAUAUUCAAAUUUACAUAAUUAUUCAAAGCAAGAGACUCAUUUUUAUGGUUAUCCUCCGAAAUUAAUUGACAAUCUCGUUCGUGAUAAAGAAAUUAGUUUUGUAUUUCCCGUCUAUUCUGGUCAUGCCGAAUCUUUACUUAAUCUUCUUCGAUCAAUACGAAAUCUUUGUAAUGAUUGUACACAUGUGCCAAUUAUCAUAAUCACUGAUGAUGCAAGUCAAAAUCUAAUUCAUGAAACUCUACAUAAAAACCACAGUUUAUCAGAUCCUUCAAUGAAACAAUCAUUUCCAAAUCUUCUGAUUAAAUGUCUUCGUGAUGUAAUGCCAUACUAUGAAGCAAACAAAUGGAAUGAUAAUAGUCUUCUAGUGAAUGGAAAAAAAUAUAUGGAAUAUAGAGUUGUUGAUGUAGGUACUUUACUUGGUGGAAAUUUUUCGCCUUUGUUUCAAGCAGUGACGAGCAGCGGAAGUGGUGGCAUGAUCGAAAGAAUUGUUGCUUAUUAUCAUUUUAUUAUGUCAAAUCAAAUUUUGUACAGAAAAUAUAUGGAAUAUAGAGUUGUUGAUGUACGUACUUUACUUGGUGGAAAUUUUUCGCCUUUGUUUCAAGCAGUGACGAGCAGCGGAAGUGGUGGCAUGAUCGAAAGAAUUGGUUUGUCAAUGAUCAAAUUUCCUAAGAUUUAUAAUGAUAUUAUACAUAUUUGGAAAAUAUUUCAAAUACCAUUUUAUCGUCCUGAAGGUGAUGAACGAGUUCAGCUUGAUUUUGUUCUCGAUACUGAUGCAGUUGUGAUGACAAAUAACUUUAUGCUGGGUUUAUAUCGAAUGGGAAUGUCAGAUUAUUGGAAAAACCCACAAGAAGCUUUAAAAAAUGCUGAAAAACAAGGAUGGAAAUCAUUAGCAGAUCAUUUGAAGAACAGAACCAGUCAAACAAGGAACUGA
This is a messenger RNA of Adineta ricciae, 1122 nucleotides long. NCBI's taxonomy places the organism in Eukaryota, Metazoa, Rotifera, Eurotatoria, Adinetida, Adinetidae. The record is from the annotation of a GenBank genome assembly.